Varroa destructor (honeybee mite) is the source of this 3010-nucleotide messenger RNA. Its product is annotated as UDP-glucose 4-epimerase-like. Gene Ontology annotation, cellular component: cytosol. NCBI's taxonomy places the organism in Eukaryota, Metazoa, Arthropoda, Arachnida, Mesostigmata, Varroidae. Gene Ontology annotation, biological process: beta-D-galactose catabolic process via UDP-galactose, Leloir pathway. Gene Ontology annotation, molecular function: UDP-glucose 4-epimerase activity. The record is from RefSeq and is a predicted model, not a curated record.
UAUGAUAUUUUCUUGUAAUUCUUGACUGACAUGACGACAUUUCUGUCAGGUUUACGGUGACAGCUAGUAGCGUGUUAUGGUAUUAAUUAGAAUCUCUGUAUUUGGCCUAUGUAAGAUCGUGAGCGGUUUAGCUAGACAAUGUCGUCCGUUGGAAUACAUCUCACUUUCAGUUUGAGUGCAUACUGUAAAUAUUGGUAUUUCAUUUCAGUGUUCGUUACUUUUGCUAUACCGAUCCAGGAAUCCUACCAGUAUUUAAUUAUUUUCACUCAUUCACCCGUCUUUCGAAUGAUCAUUAUGCUACAAUCAUAAUUGCUGUUUCUGCUACUACUGCUGUUUUUUUGCCGCAAUGUUUAUGACAGUUGUAACAAUCGUCUAUAGCUGACGGCUGUGCGGUCGAUAAACAGUAUCGGUUCUUUUUUGUUUCUGCGGUCCAGCCUCCUCAGCUCUUAGAAUCGGUACCAAUAGCUGGCAUGAACAAUCUUCUACCCGGCUUAGUAAUGUUUGUUUGUCUGCACCUAGCCAGUAGAGCAUUUUCGAAACUUACUGGUUGUGACUUUGUUCCGCGCGUAAUAUUCUCGACAUAUCAUUGAAUCUCAGCUCCGCCACAUCAAAUGCUUUGGUUUAAUAGACGUUGUUGAAAUAUAGAUUCGUAUCGAAACAUAUAUCUGUUAAACGCAAGCCCACUUUCAGGACAUGUAUAUUAUAAACAGAUAUGCUUUUCGGUCAGGCCUUUGGUUAUUUGUAUGGUAUGUGUCAAUGAAAAACUGGCUUGAAUAAUCGUUAUCGCUUUUCGCAAUAUUUGCCGUAGCUUAGCUGUUGGGAAAUUCCUUCGAUUGUGGCCAUUAUCAGCACACGUCCAGGCAUGGUUAAAAAACUUAGAGAGCAAGCUAGCCAUGAAAAAUAUAAACUGUGAGCUUGUCUGCUGGCGAGGGCAGCAGAAGCCAUUGGUCACUGUUAGCUGUUUUAGGUCCGUCAUUAUCCCUUCCUCUUUCGUCAAGUGACGCCUAACCUUUUUUACGACGGGAAGUCGGACUUACAGUCAUGUCAGACAGAUCCACCUGUUCCCUAUAAAUUUAUUUCACUUUUCGCUGCCAUUGCUAUCCCAUAAUUAUAUUAUCGUUAAGCGAUGUUCGAGCGUUCUUUCCUACACGGUCCGAACAAGUGUCAUCACCUACAAUUGAAUUCAGCACAUCAAGAUCAAAACCUCACCAAUUUAUUUCUCGCAAGUGAAAAUCUACGAAGGGAGCAAUGAGUCCCCUAAUCUUCGUGACUGGUGGAGCAGGCUUCAUUGGAAGUCACUGUAUCGUCGAACUCCUUGAGGCUGGCUUCGAUGUGGUUGCCGUUGACAAUUUUGUCAACGCCAUACCUUCAGAUGAUGGCCAGCAAUUGCCAGAGAGUCUUCGACGAGUUGCCAAGAUCACUGGCAAAAGCAUGAAAUUCGCCGCAUGCGACCUCUGCGACGAAAAGAAGCUCGAGGAAAUCGUCAGCGCGCACAAAUUCGAUUGUGUUAUUCAUUUCGCUGCUCUAAAAGCCGUUGGGCAAAGCUGUAUAGAACCCCUCGAAUACUACAGAAAUAAUAUGGGAAGUACCGUUGCUCUACUCAAUACAAUGAGGCGACACAACAUGCGUAAUAUAAUAUUUUCGUCAUCUGCUACCGUGUACGGAGUUCCGGAGUACCUUCCUGUAGAUGAGAAACAUCCCACUGGCAUGUCGUGCACUAACCCAUACGGCCGUACGAAAUACUUCAUCGAGGAGAUGUUGAAGGAUCUCCACCGUUCUGAGCCCGGCUGGAACAUAACCCUUCUGCGGUACUUCAACCCGGUCGGGGCCCAUGAAUCUGGCCUAAUUGGAGAGGAUCCUCAAGGCGAACCGAAUAAUCUUAUGCCUUACAUUGCACAGGUUGCCGUAGGUCGUCGCGAAUCGCUUAAGGUCUUCGGUUCAGAUUUUGAUACUCCGGAUGGUACUGGUGUUCGAGACUAUAUCCAUGUAGUCGAUUUAGUUAAAGGCCACGUAGCUGCCCUCGACAAAAUUCUCUCUGGCAAUCUUAAGGGAUUGCGUAUCUAUAACUUAGGCGCUUCAAAAGGCUACUCCGUUCUCGAAGUGAUCAAAACAUUUGAAGAAGCGACAAAAGCAAAGGUCCCCUACAGAACCGUCGAUCGAAGACAGGGCGACGUCGCGGCGUUGUACGCAGAUGCGUCGCUAGCUGCUAAAGAACUUAAUUGGAAAGCGGAACUAAGUCUGACGAAAAUGUGCGAGGAUACCUGGCGUUGGCAACAAAUGAAUCCCCAGGGAUUUGCGACUUCAAAGAUUGACAAGAGCGGCCAAAACGGCUUGGCCGACUAAAAAGAAAACCCACCAAACCUUGUCACCAACAAAGGACGAAAGUAAGAGACUACUAGUCAUACAACUAUGGCUAACUGCUUAGCUGGUUUAAUCAAUCUCUUAAUGCAGAACAGCACAGUAAUGCGACCCAAAAAGCGGUGUUGUUAUUAGCUACGAAGCUGCUUUUGAGGAGAAGUAAAAUACCAUAAUUGCUCAUUAGCUUGAUCUAAGAACGGUACCUUUACCUCUUACUGCAGUGAGCAUAUAUUGCUUAAUUAUUACACACGCUUGUAUUAGCAAAGCGUAUGGACCCUCGGAAAUAUGUGAAGGAAUAUUUAAUAGUGGAAAAUGAUAGUACAACGGAAUAAUUUUCCUAAGUUUUAUACUUUCAUUAAAAAUUAUGGGUAUUAUGCUGUAGCAUACAAGACAAAAUUGAGUUUCAAACGGUAUGACAUCUUCUGACACCACAAAUCAUUUUAAAUCGAAAAUGUUUUAUCCGGAAAAAUAUGCCGCGUCCUAGCCCUCUUAUUGAAAUACACGCGCGAAUAUAUUGUACUUAGUGGCGCGCUAAGUCCGAAAGACUUCUACUUUUCCGUAUGAGGCAAGGCCUAACGACGAGGUAUCGGGCUUACGACUUUAUUAAUACGUUUACUGGUAUAGAAUAUUAAAUGGGCAUUGCAAAAGUCUA